Stylophora pistillata is the source of this 6583-nucleotide messenger RNA. RefSeq lists its product as uncharacterized. The record is from RefSeq and is a predicted model, not a curated record. Gene Ontology annotation, cellular component: chromocenter; nucleus. Gene Ontology annotation, molecular function: DNA binding; chromatin binding. Lineage: Eukaryota; Metazoa; Cnidaria; Anthozoa; Scleractinia; Pocilloporidae.
AUAGAAUGCCACACGCAUAUCCAAUAUGGCGGUCUUUUUCUAGUAGAGAAUUGUGUCAUCACACAUGUGGACAUAGGUAGUUUGGCGUCACAUUUUGAGCACUUAUCGGUGUAAGGAUCUAAAAGAGUUACAGCCAUAUCUAUUUAGAGGGGUAAUCUAUUGUGGAUGGUCACACUGAGCGUGCGGAUUCGCUUUGAGCGCCACAAGAAGUUGUGUUUGAAUACAGUUACCGUCGGCGAGUUCCCGCUACCGAAGCAUCUAUUGUUCGCUCAAUGUCACGUUGUGGGAUUCUUGGAGCCUUUGCUUGUACACUCGAUUUAAGAGGAUGAGAUAUUUUCAUGGAUUAUCAUGAGUGAUCAAGGAAUCAGUGAACAACCCAGCAAUGGACCUAAAUGCAUUGAAAUUCCACGAGGCUGGAGCCGGAUUCUUGAAAAUGGUUCCAUUUUGUACAUAAGCCCCAACAACAGCCGAUUGAGGUCCUUAGAAAAUGUGAUUGAGUAUCUCAAGACAGAUGGGACCUGUAAAUGUGGACUUGAGUGUCCCCUUUUCAUUCACAAAGUGUUCAACUUUGAUGCAAGAAUUCCAAGUAAGCUAAUUCCAGUGCACAGCAGAGCAGAACUUUCACAAUCAGGCUGCAAACACUGUGUUAUUGACUCAAACAACCCUCAGCAGCCAUCAGAAGUUGCAGGAAAUCAAGCCAGUGAUGCUAAGCUGUCAGGAUUUUCAGCAGUGGCCCCCAAAAGAGGUCCAGGAAGACCCCGCAAUCCCUUAUCCAAGUCACGGAGAGUUGCUGUACGAAAGCAUGACCUUGACAGGUCAACCUCACCACUUCAUAAUAUCCCUCUUCCUGUUCCAAGCUCCAUUGCUAACAGUCCUGUCCAGAGUGUUCCAGCCAACAUUGCAGUUGAACAGGGCCCCUUGCCAAGCUUUGCGACCAUUGUGAGCAGUUCAAAACUCUUUAACCCAGGAGCAGCCCUGGGGAAUACUAAGUUGUCAAGUAGUACUGUAACAAGUGGGAUAAGCAGCUCUCCUAUAGCAGCAGUGUCACUACUUCCAUCAAAGACAGCUACUACAACAGCCAAUGUUAGCUCAGCUCCAAGUCACAGUGUCACAGCAACUACAUCAGCUGUUACCACUUUGGCUACAAUGGGACAGAGUGUAGUGGAAGUUACUAAGACUGCAGUCCCUGUUUCAACUACAGUAGUUGUCACUCAUCAGCAAACAGCAGUAGCUGCAGCAUUACAACCGACUGGAAGUCAAACAGAAAAUACUCUGCCAAAGAGCACCAGGUCCUCAACCUUUGGUGUAGCAAAUACUCCAGCAACCACUUCACCAUCAAAUAGUAAGGAACCCAGCAGGUUAGCGUCAAGUUCAGUGACAUCAGUGGUGUCAACAAAUACAAAAACAAUUUCAACGGACACACAGGGUGUGAAGUCAGUUGCCAAUAUAAGUAAACUUCCUGAUGUCAAAGCUACACCCAAAGUGUCUGCUGCACGCACCAGCAAAGCAACAAAAUCUUAUGGACCAAGAAAAACAGUUGCAGCGACUCUCAAAGCUGCUGCUGCUGCGAAAGCAUCCAAUAUCUCAGCUGAUGCUGCAAAAACCAGUGUUAGUAACCCUAUUCAACAAACAUAUCAGGCGACUUCUACAGCCGAUGCUUCUGCUCCUUCUUCUGAGAAAAAGCUGGCAGCCAGUAAUGCAUCGAGAUCUCAAGCAAUAUCCACACCAAGCGUCACAACUACAGUUCAAGCACCAGCAUUAUUCCAUAGCGUGCUUAAAGAUGCAAUAAUGAAUGAACAAGGUGGUGCCAUUGCUUCAACUCUACCAAGUACGAGUGCUACAGUAAAAAGUAUCAUCAGCACAACAAAUGCUGCACCCAAUCACAGCUUAAGAGGAUCUCAGUCUGCGAUUAGCGCUUCCUCUUGUAGCAAGCCUACAGGAAUCAAAGAAACCACUCAAGUAACAACAGCUUUGCUUCAUGGUGUCCAAGUGAGUCAUUUACCACCAAGUGUGUCCCAGCAGGUACAAGGUCACAAGGCUCAGCCACAAAUGCCAGGGUACCCCAUUUCGUCAGGUGCCUUUGGCAGCCAAGCACCUCUGGUCACUACAAGUCAACAGCAGAAUGUUGCCGCUGCCACCGUGGCUCAAAGUUCGGCUCAAACAUCUGCUCCUGUGAGCAUCUAUGGACAGGCGCAAAAUACGGCUGGCUCGUCCCAAAUGCCAUCCUUGCAGAUCACAGCAUCGCAAGCUCAGGGAGGUGUUUUCUUUCAAGGUAACGGAAAUCAAGUAUUCCAAAUGAAUGUGGAUUCCAGCCAGCUGAAGGGCGCUUAUCAACUUCAUGGAGCUCUUUACCAAGGAGCUAUUCCAGCAACAUUUCUUGCCACAGCUAAUAUGAACAAAGCUGCACCAUCUAAUGCACCAGGAGGGAUCCCUCAUACGAUGUACCCCACCAAUCCCUACAUGCUUGGCAUUGUGAUGCCUGCUGCCCUAACGCAAUCUAUGCCAAACCAGCCAGGUCAAUCUGUACCAACAACAGCAACAUCUCCAUCAGCGACAGCUGCUGCCGCUGCAGCUGUUGCCGCAGCAGCCCCAGUAGCAUCAUACUCUUACAAUAAUCAAAAUGCAGCAAUCGCUGCAGCAUUUGAGUCAUUCGUCCCCAUUGCACCAGCUGCAUCUCCAAGGUUUUCCCAAACCUUGGCUCACUUAGCAAGUGCGUACACCCCAUUUUUGCCAAGGGGUGCGGUCCAAGGCAACGCCCCAGUACAAUUUGCUGCCGCACAGAGGAUGGUAUCGAUGGGAACGAUGCAUCCUCAAUCAGGUGGGAAUGGUCAAAUGGGGCAGACAGUUCUGAACCUUGGAGACUACACAGUUAAAUAUCCACUAAAUACAGCGAAACCUGGAUCAUACGGUGGCCAAUCGCCCACUGUUACUAGCGUAAGUCAAGCUAACACUCAUCAACAACAGACAGCCGUCGUUGCUGCUAUGCCGUAUGUCGCCUUUGGCCAAGUCAACCAUCCUCGAUUUCCGUUUUCCGUGAAUUUUGCAGCGCCAAGUGCCAGUACCACUCCGUCCGUGACGUCAUCUUCGCCAUCGCCAGCUUGUAGUUUCGUUACAUCUGCUACUACUACUCCUCAUCAACAUGGGGCUGGAAAUAACUCAGAUUCCCACGCCCUGCUGGGGUAUGUGGCGAUGCCGUUUAGCACUAAUUCAGGAAGUACGACUCACUCUUUGUCAGCUCCCACCCCACGUUCUGGCAGCGCGUUCUCUCCUCCCUCCAGUCACUCGGCCACAAGUCAUAGUAGUCAAAGGAUGAAUGUAUUAGGACCUGCUCCACACCUACCUACAUGGUGUGGAGCUAAAAGUUUAACUGGAGCAACUAAUCAACGGAGGUGCAGCACUCCUGAGAGUACAAGCUCAGGGGCUUGCAGUGUGGCUAAUUCAAGUACUUUUUCUGUUCCAUCAAGCAGAAGUAGCUGUAUGGAAGUCAGUACUUCCUCUGUGACUGCGCCCAAAACACCAAGUUUCAGCCAGUCGCCCAGGCAUCCGGGAGUUACGUCUCCCCUGAACUCACCACUGACUAUGCUGCCUCCUAAUCAGGGGCUAUCUGCUUGCCGCGGGUCACCAAAGGGUGAUUCACCCCUUUCAAGCGGUAGAAGCAACGCAGAAAGCGUACCAUCUCGUUGUCAAUCGUUAAGUGCCAAUGAAAAUCACCCGGCGAAAACGUCAUCUGACGCAUCUUGCGCUCUUAAGAGAACUUCUUAUGGUGACUCUAGUGAUCAAUCCAAAAAGGCGAAAUACGAUGAGUCGGCGUAUUAUGAAGCGUAUCCAUUACUGGGUCUGAAGAGAUCUUGUGAAGCCAUAGAAGCUUACUGCAGCCCUGAGCGGGACGAUGACGACGAGGAGGAGGACAAUGAAAUAGGUGAUCCCACGGUGUCAAAAAACGAUUCACCUUCCCCUGUAAACCACCAAUCAGGGGAAGGAAAUGUAAACAGCAAAAAAUGUAGCAACUUAAACAACGGAAACGGCAGCAGAGGAUUAGCUAAAAGCGACGAUGAACCAGUUAGUGACAAGCGCCAAUCUCACUCGGUGUACAACGGAGACGUGUCAGCCAAUCAAAAGGAGAGAUCACGAGAGCAAAGAGUGCAAAUGGUGACUGAGAACGCGUUUUCUAAUGUCAAGACGAAUCCCUUGUCAUCAAACACGCCUGAUAGUCAAGAAUGUCUGCGCGAGCCUUCCGUGCCCAUUACAAGACCCCAGUUUGAUAUCGGUGAUAUUGUGUGGGCACAGGCUAGGGGACUGCCAUCUUGGCCGGGCAAGGUCGUGGAUGCAAGUGAGGUCGGGAAAGGAAGGCCUGAUGAUGGAAAGCGCUGGGUGAUGUGGUUUGGUGACCAUACAUUCAGUCAAGUUGAAGUGGACAGACUCAAAACUCUAUCGGAAGGACUCAGAACACUUGACGACAAAGCUCGUAAGAAAAAGUACAAAGCUAAAAAGGCAAGGAUUGAGUUGGAACAAGCAAUAAGUGAAGCUUUAGAGGCUCUCGAGGUGAGGGAACGUCUUCGAGGUAGACAAGCUUCCAGAUCGAAAGCCAAAAAGAAACGCCUUAGAUGACGACGCAAGUAGCAAUUGAAUCAUAUUUGAACUAUCUUUAAGUGGGCCUGAUAAAAUUUGUGUUUAUAUCAUAGACAAGUAGUAAUAUAUUACUGGUAAUAAACCAAACACGUAAGCUAAGUACAGAGGAAGUUAGUAGUUAUGAAGAACUCAUUUGUUGCAAAUAACUUUUUAUCUUAAGAGCUAAUUUUUUGGCUGAUUAGGAAGAAAAGUCAACUCUCUUCUCCAUGAUGAAUUUCUUAGAAAUUAAUCAUAAUUCCGCCAUCUUUUAUAGACUAAAUAAAUGCAGGAAAAUUGAAUCGAUACUUAACCAUUCCAACCAGGGCCAUGUGUACAGGAAACUAAACAAAUUGAAGCAAUAACGUGAAGCCAACCCCACGUAAUUUUAUUGGCUGAGAGGACGAUAGCCAAUUACCCACGGUUAGAAAAACUAGGUCGAGUAUAUGAAGUCGAGCCUUUAAUUUAAAACGCAAUCAGACUUUCUUUCAUGGUUUGACUUCUCUCUCUGGGUUUUCUCUUUUAUUUUUUGUCGUGUUGCGACAACUUGCUAUUAUUAUUGUCAUUAUUACUUUUAUUAUUACCAUUAUUAUUAUUAUUAUUAUUAUUAUUAUUAUUAUCAUUAUCAUUCGCGUGAUGACAUACGCUCAAUUUUCACCGUUCUCUCGAAUGCGGACUUCGAACCUCCCGAGACCGAGAAAGGAACGAAGGAAGGGGCGUGAGCUCACUUCGUGUACAUCUUUGAUUGCUACCCUGGGAGAAAAUUAAUUUGAUUUUUCUGAAAGUUAGAAUUGACGUAUUUUCCAGUAGUUGUUUCUUUGUUUGUUUGUUUUGUUUUUAUUUAUUUAUUUUUUCACCUCAGCUAAUAUCUGGUUCUCGCUAAUCCUCCUCUUCCAGUUGGAACACGAUUCUGUUCUAUUUUUCCGUGCAUUUGUGCUGUUUUCUGUACGAUAGUCCUGACCCAAUAGAACUGACUAACAUUUUACAAAUAUGUGCAUAUGUUUCAUGUAUUUGACAUAGUUUAUUCCAGUUUUCGUUGUCACCAUUUACCAAAGUCAAGGUAUUUUGAACAGUUUUUCACCAACGUAGAAAACUCACUGUUGAAUAGGAAACCGUGCUAGUAUAGCUCACUAGAGACAGUAGACAUCGUGAGAGGGAAGCCUGAAGAAAAAGGUGAUGUUGAGGAAUGGCGGAUUUAAAGUCGGAUUUGUCAAAGGCGAUUUUGAAAAAGUGAGGCUGAUUUUUUAAGAUAGACGAACUAUAAAGUAGUUCCUUCAAACCACACAGGGGAGUCCUAAUGUAUUUCUUGCGGGGGGGGGCGGGGUUUAGUGGUUGGACCUUUUUGCGAGGUGAGGGGAUAAUAUUCACAUCAAAUUAAACAUUGUUGAGCAGUCUUCCCUAAGUGUUUCAUCAAAUCAACGGAUGAUUUUAUGGUAAGAAAUUGCCACCUGUAAAUAAUCGUUUGUCGUCCUCGUCUUUCCGCAUAAAUUUGGUAGAGCGUGUAAAUUUCCCUUGUUCAGUCUCAGAACCCCACACUUCUUGGCUGGUAAAUGGCAUGGUCACGCAAGGACUCUUCCCGCGAUGCCAAGCGUUGCGUGACAACCUUAUUGAUAGGGAGAGGAUGACUCAUGUCACGCAAGUUACCGAUCAACAUGGUGCAAUUAAUGUUAUUCCGGGUGUUUUUCUCAAAAUUAUGCCAUAACGAUGUAUGUAAAUCAUCCAUGAAAACCUGGCCUGUUGUACGAUACCCGGGCACAAACGGGUAUAUAAAUUAGUCGGGUUUAUUUUUGUAUGGGAUCUUAGUAAUGUAUAUAGCUGUAAUUAAAUUUUUUUGAAUGGUUACUAAUUUAUCGUCGAUUUGGGAGUGUAGAUCCGAUUCGAAUUCUUGGCUCACUUCAAUUUCUCACUUUUCUCUAAAGUAGUUAAAAGUUGAACAAAUGCUAACUUCAAUCAUUAAAUUAACGUUACAAUUUGGUGA